Messenger RNA from Conger conger (European conger), 2107 nucleotides. Its product is annotated as E3 ubiquitin-protein ligase Hakai-like. The record is from RefSeq and is a predicted model, not a curated record. Gene Ontology annotation, biological process: regulation of cell adhesion; protein ubiquitination. The coding region runs from base 357 to 1484 and encodes 375 amino acids. Gene Ontology annotation, molecular function: ubiquitin protein ligase activity. Lineage: Eukaryota; Metazoa; Chordata; Actinopteri; Anguilliformes; Congridae. The transcript is spliced from 6 exons.
UUGUUUUUUUGACACUGAAACAUGCAAAUUAUACAAAUUUGUCACUUGCGAGUAACAUAUAGUGCCAGUUUCGCUUCUCUUCUCGCAGAUUAAGAUGCUCUCCGGUGCAUUCAUGUUUUAAAGAGGCUGCCGAGCGGCCUCGCUCAGCCGUAUGGAGCUAACACAAUGAUUUGCAGGGCACGGACGGCUCGGGGAGUUUGGUGGGUGCCGAUGUCCGUCGUGCAAUAAAACUAAUUUCCAAGCAGCCGAUUCGGACCAAACCAGUCAGAGCAGGCAGUGUCGGUUACAAGCAAGAGGAGAGGUUUGAGUGCAAGUCCGGGGAUGCUUACGCGAGUCACCGGAGAUUUCCCCAGCAAAUGUUCUGGGAUUAUAAGCUGAAUCUGAUUGGGGAAAAGGACGAGUCGCCCAUGCACUUCUGCGACAAGUGUGGCCUCCCGAUUAAGAUAUACGGACGCAUGAUUCCCUGUAAACAUGUCUUCUGCUACGAGUGUGCCAUUCUGCAUGAGAAGAAGGCUGACAAGCUCUGUCCCGGUGUGUCCCUGUACAGCUGCACGGACGCGGUGCAGCGGAUCGAGCAGUGCCUGCGGGGGUCGCUCUUCAUGUGCAGCGUGGUGCAGGGCUGCAAGCGCACCUACCUGUCCCAGAGAGACCUGCAGGCCCACAUCAACCACCGCCACCUGAGGGCCGCCAAACCCGCCCCGGGCCGGCCCGCUGCGGCCCCUUCGUCAUCAUCAUCAUCCUCCUCCUCCGCCGAGCUGGCCGACCGCUUCCUCCUGCCCCCGCCCCUGCACCUGCCCAAACCGCACGCCUACGGGCCCCCCCACGACGACCCGCGCCCCGCCCUGACCCCCGACCCCUCCUCCCCGCCGCCCCGCUCCCUCGCGCAGGAGACCUACCGCAUCGCCACGGUGACCGUCCGCCAGCACAGCAACCUCAUCACCGUGCCGAUCCAGGAUGACUCCUCGGGCUCCGCCCCCUCCGACCCGUCCCGCGAGCCCCUCCCCCAGCCCGGCCACGCCCCGCCCCCCCACCACCACCCGGGCGACUUCUCCGCCGGGCCUGCAGUGACGCACGCCCACCACAUGAUGGCGCCACAGCAACACUACAGGCCGCCCCUGCCCCCGAUUACCCACCCCUUACAGGGCUCUGGCAGCGCCCACAUGGUCUACAACCAGGCCCCGCCCCCCAUAACCCCGCCCCCUGGACACAUCAUGAACCAGAUGCCCCCCCCUUACAUGAACCGCCCUCCCCCCGGGUCACUUCCUGUCAGUGCCCCGCCCCCGCUCCACUACAACCCCGGCUCCCUCCCGCCGGACCCGGGCACGCUCAGCCCCCCCUUCAGCCCCCCCGGGGGGAUCAGUCCUGGGAUGUGGCCCACCCCCCGGGGCCCCCCUCCGCCCCGAAUGCAGGGCCCCCCGCCCCCCGGCCCGAUGCCAGGGCCACACCACCCCGAUCAGGCCCGCUUCCGGCCCUAUUACCAGUAGGUCCCUGCCCCCGGACCGGAGCCAGCGACCUGCAGGACUGCAGUAAGAGUGCCCUGACCGCAGUGUACAGAAGUUAUUUUAUGCGGUUGUCAUGCAGUGCGUGUGUUGGCGUGUGUACCUGUGUGUGCGUGAGUGUGUGCGUGUCUGUGGACGUUGCUCUCGGCAUCACCGAACAUGACGAAGUGCACUGAAGUCUGUGUGCUGUUGCGGGUCAUUUUAUGGUCUGAAGUCAUCGCUCUUCUGUUUGGCACAAAGCUGUGGCCGGCUUGAGCCUGGGAUUGUCUUGCUUUCGUCCUGUGUUUAGGAUUUAACUGUACGAUUCAUGUCUGAGCCUCAAGAAAUUGGGAAACAAACAUUCACGGAUCCAAAUGUAUUUAUUCCAAAACGCUUUGCCGCCAUUUACUUCAUUUGGGCACUCGAUUCGGAUAUAUUUUAGACUUUUGGACAACGUCAACCAUAUCUGGUUUACACAUCACUGGAAACAAUUGUGAUCAUUGCAAUCACAACAUUUGUCUUGUGUUAAAUAUCUUUGUACAGGAAAAAAAUAUAUACAUAUAAAUAUUUUAUGUAUUCUUAUUUAAUAUAAUUACUUUUUUAAAUUGAAAUAAAAAAAUCUUUGUGGA